This is a messenger RNA of Xiphophorus couchianus (Monterrey platyfish), 1565 nucleotides long. Its product is annotated as trichohyalin. Bases 143 to 859 code for a protein of 238 amino acids. The transcript is spliced from 6 exons. NCBI's taxonomy places the organism in Eukaryota, Metazoa, Chordata, Actinopteri, Cyprinodontiformes, Poeciliidae. The record is from RefSeq and is a predicted model, not a curated record.
GAGAAUAAAAGCCAAAGUUAAGGUCUGGUGGUUGUCGGCCAUAAUAUAACGUAGCUAAAUUCAAACUAUGCAGGUUAACAUUUGCUUUUUAACGUGACAGAAAUCAUCAAUCAGCAGCCAACAACUUUCUGUAGUUUGUCUCAUGAAAGAGAAAGGAAGUACAGAAACAGCUAAAUAUCUGCAGGAAAAGUUGAGACAAGAAAUGGAGGAACACAUCAGAGAAGGUAAAGGCAGCGCAGAAAAGGUCCAGGAGAGGGUAACCAGAAUCCAACAGCUGAAGGAAGCUCUGAGAGAGGAAACACUGAAGAAUGGGAAUGUUUCAGAAAAGUCCCAAUUCUGUCAACAAUCUCAGUUGGAAUACAAUGAAGCGCAGGAGCGGAGGAGGCAACUUAAGGAGGAUCACACAAGAUUAAUUCAGGAGGAGGUGGCGAAGAUGGAGAGAGACUUGGCGCAGGAGCAGCCGCCGACAGAAAGCCCUCAGAGGGAGCUGCUGGUGCUGAGCAAAGAGAGGCAGGUCCUGGUGAUGCAAAUAGAGGCGCUUCGUGCCGAGGGCCAGCAGGCAGAAAGCGACCUUCAGGAUCAGCAUCACAGACACCAAACGGAGCUGCAUUGUUUGAGGGAAGAGAGCCUACAGGUGUUCAGGGCGUUUCGUCAAGUUAGUGAGGAGCAGAGGAAGAUUUCAGAGGGAAGAUAUAGGAGUGUGCUGCUGGAAGCUGUGCAGGAUGCCAUCUACCUGUCGGCUCAGAAUCAGCAGCUGCAAGCUGAAAACAAGGAACUUCAAAAAGCACUGGGGGAGAUUAAAGACGCUCUUGCUGUGCGAGGAGAUCCUGUGACUGACCUGAUAAACCAGCAUCAAUGAGUCUCAUACUGAAAACGCGUGUUGGUAAAUGAUUCAGAAACUUUAUUGGUCAUAAACGCAACAUGUAACAUUUUAUCCCUGAUGUUGUGCUUUAAAGAUGAUUUGGUUUAUGAUUAUGGAUCCUCGCAGCAUGUCUCUGCAACAAUGUAACUGUGUAGCAAACAAAACCCAACAUUUGAUUCAUUUUGCCAGCUUGUUCUUUGAGACACUUCUCAAAUGUAUAAGUGAUAACACGUCUGCAUCUGCAGUAAAUAAAGUAAAGGACUAAAGGAGUUCAGUUUUAGAAGGCAGAUAACAUAAAGGCUAAAUAAAACACAAACCAGACAAUGCCCAGCAAAAGUGCUUAUAUCCCUUAAGAUGCUCCACAUUUUUUCACACAUCAGCUUCAAUGUCUGUAUUUUGUUAGGAUUUUAAGCAAUGGACCAACCUCGGUGUGAAGAUUAAAGUUUUGGAAGUCUGAUGGAGCAGAACUUUGAUCAGAAAAGCAGUCUAGAAUCCCAUUGUAACUCUGGAGGAGCUAUAGGGAUCCAUAGCUCAGGUGCAACAACCUAUUAAAAGGAUUUGUCAUGCACUUUGCAAAUCAGGCCAUUUUACAAGAGAGUUUCAGAAGGAGUCAUUGUUGAAAUAAAGUUAUACGAAGUAUAACAUAAGCCACUUGGGAGAGAGAGCAAACAUGUUUAAGGUGCUUUGGUUAAAUAAGAUUAUU